AUGCGCUGCCUUAUUCUGCUCGCACUCCACAUCUUGACUGGUUCUGCUGCAUCAGAAUGCCUGUAUAAUGGCAAAAACGAUUACGUCGGUUUUGUGAAAGACGCACCACAGCAACUUGUUGAAGUAUUGGAGAAACAUCUCGGAAACAAGCUUCCUAAAAACAAUGUAUUCGAACAAUAUACUACUGUGGAAGAUAGUAGAGAUUUUGUCUACCUGUCGGGAGAAAACGGACUUAGAAUUGUAAAAUUCGAAAAAGUGGGCCCAAUACUGGGUAGUGGUGAAAAUAUGGAUUACAAAACAGCAACUACUAAGAUCCAAAGUUGCAAAUCAUUGAGUAGCAAAGGAGCGUAA
This is a messenger RNA of Necator americanus (New World hookworm), 351 nucleotides long. RefSeq lists its product as uncharacterized. The record is from RefSeq and is a predicted model, not a curated record. NCBI's taxonomy places the organism in Eukaryota, Metazoa, Nematoda, Chromadorea, Rhabditida, Ancylostomatidae. The transcript is spliced from 3 exons. Bases 1 to 351 code for a protein of 116 amino acids.